Molecule: messenger RNA, 1981 nt
Organism: Scleropages formosus (Asian bonytongue)
Lineage: Eukaryota; Metazoa; Chordata; Actinopteri; Osteoglossiformes; Osteoglossidae
Gene: uevld
Product: UEV and lactate/malate dehyrogenase domains
Exons: 12
Coding region: 113-1522 (469 amino acids)
Biological process (GO): lactate metabolic process; protein modification process; pyruvate metabolic process
Molecular function (GO): L-lactate dehydrogenase (NAD+) activity
Source: RefSeq, a predicted model, not a curated record
UUUACUCUGUUCGGUCGAGUUAUUGGGGCGGCAGCUUCGGAGAGUGGAAGUAUCUCCCCCUUCCACCCUGCAGAGUUUCGCUGACACGGCAGCAGUCCACGGGGGAUAGAAAAUGGAUUUGACUUCGGAGCCAAUAAAGAGAAUACUUGACAAGUACAAGUUCCGAGACCUGGCCAUCGAGGAGCUCCAGAAACUGCACAAGAAGCACGAAGGCAUGAAACCCACUGUGGAAACUUACACUUUUAGUGACAGUUCCCAAAAGGACCUCCUGAAAAUUAUUGGGACUAUUCCAGUCCGGUAUCAUGGGCGCUCCUACAACCUUCCCAUCCUCAUGUGGCUGCUGGACUCAUUCCCCUUCACUCCCCCCAUUUGUCUCCUGCGACCCACCCUCAACAUGGUGAUCCGGGAGGGAAGGCACGUGAAUACGAAGGGGAGGAUUCACCUGCCCGCCCUCCAUAAUUGGGACUAUCCAAAGUCCUCUGUGAACAGCCUUCUCAUGGAGAUGAUUGAGAGGUUUGAGGAGGACCCUCCUCUCAUGUCAAAACCCCAGGCCACCGGCAAGGACCCCUCCGAGCUCUUAGCUCUUGCAUCCAAUCUUCAGAUCGCUGAAGGUGUCAUCCACCCAGAACGCCAGCUCAACAAGGUAACCGUUGUAGGAGGGGGAGACCUGGGGAUCGCCUCCGUGUUAAGCAUUUUGGCCAAGGGCAAAGUGGACAAACUGGUAGUUAUUGACCUCACAGAUGGUUCCAGUAAAGGUGGCACCAUGGACCUGGAGAUGUUCCAUUUGGCCAAUGUUGAGGUCUCCAAAGACCUGGCAGCGUCUGCGGGCUCCAGGGUCGUGGUGGUGACGGCAAAUGCCUGGAGCAACGAGCAGUCGUACGUCAGCGUGGUCCAGACCAACGUGGAUAUGUACCGGGGCAUCAUCCCCAGCCUGGCCCAUCUGAGCCCCGGCGCAGUCCUGCUCAUUGCCUCGCAACCAGUGGACAUCAUGACCCAUGUGGCAUGGAGGCAGAGUGGACUCCCGCCAUCCCAAGUGAUCGGUGCUGGCUGCAACCUGGACUCAGAGCGCCUCAACUACAUCCUCAACGUAUCCCUGAUAGCCCAGAGCACGGGAAGGCAGGCCUUUGUCAUAGGAGAGAGCUCUGACAAGAAGGUGGCAGUUUGGAGCAACUUGGGGACAGAUUCCAAUUCUGGGUUCCACGGGUCCAACUCGACAAAACCGCUGAUGGACAGGGCGUUCGACAUGCUGAAGGAGAAGGGCCAGCGGUCCUGGUCUGUGAGCCUGUCCAUUGCCGACAUCACACACAGCAUCCUGGAGGAUAAGGGGAAGACUCACUGUGUCUCCACGCUGGCUCAGGGCUGGGGUGGCAUUGGCACCGAAGUGUUCCUCAGUCUGCCCUGCGUGAUGGGCGCUGCGGGCUCUACCCGGCUGGCGUGCGUGGCUCUUGGUCCCGAUGAAGACUUCAACUUGAGGGCGAGCGCGGUGUCCCUCUCCAACUUCCUGCUGCAGCUCAGGAUAUAGCCAUGGUCCACAAGGAGGGACAGGGUUCCCCAGCACUGAAGUCCCACACCGGUUACAGCUGUAUGGAAUCCUGGGUUCGCAUCCAAAUGAGCACUUGAACACUUCAGUCCAAAGCUGUUUGUGUCUAAGCAUGUGCCUUUUUUAAAUUUUAUUUAAAAGAGAUGGUCUAAUGCUCCAAGUUGACUCAGUGCAUUGGUUAGGGUUUGAUCUGUGAUGCAGCCUUUGUCCUGGACAAAGACCCCUUCCCUUUCUGCUGAAUUACUUGGAUUUGUCACAGGACCAUGACCUCCCCCCUCAUAUCCAGCACUGUGGUUUGGUAGUGGAAUGACACCCCAGGAUUUAUACUGCAGGAGGAGGUAAAUGGUGCUUUCAAAGUGUCAGCGUUAUUUAUUUUUAUUUUUUUUUUUAACUGAGCAAGGUUGGCAGUUGUGGUUUGGAGCAAAAAAAAAAAAAAAAAAA